Lachancea lanzarotensis is the source of this 1098-nucleotide messenger RNA. RefSeq names its product LALA0S10e00760g1_1 (gene JNM1). Bases 1 to 1098 code for a protein of 365 amino acids. Lineage: Eukaryota; Fungi; Ascomycota; Saccharomycetes; Saccharomycetales; Saccharomycetaceae. Gene Ontology annotation, cellular component: dynactin complex; cytoplasm. The transcript has a single exon. Gene Ontology annotation, biological process: mitotic spindle organization. The record is from RefSeq and is a predicted model, not a curated record.
AUGAAUCUUAUUCCAAUUGAACUAGAAGAUGAAGUGUUGGAGGAUUUACAGCCCAACCUGAAUCAUGGGGAUGUCGAGGUCUACGAAUCCGUAGAUUUGGAUAGUCAAAGUGACUAUAAUGAUGAGAGCUUGCAACAUAUGGAUAAAGAGGAAGAUGUUGUUUUGGAUGGACUAGAAUACCAGCAUUCAAAGAACGUGUUUGGAGCAAACGUUGCAGAAAAAGAAAGGAUCAUAUAUGGGGGACAUGGUGAUGAUAGCGAGAACGUAGGGACUCGAUUGGCUCGAAUUAGAAGGGAAUUGGAGGAAAUAAAGGUUCAGGAAGCCAACUUGGUCGACGAGAAACUGUGCGAUACGGAAAUUGUGAUUUUAAAACGCAUGGCAGAUCAGUUGCAUCAAAAGCUACAACUUCAGACGGAAGCUCUCAAACAACGUUUGCAAAAAGUUGACCAUGUAGAAGCAGCAGACGAAAACUAUGCUGCAUUACCAAAUAUUUCGGUUGGUUUUGAAAACAGCCAACGCGUCAUGCGUCUGGAAGCCCAAAUGGCCAGAUUGGAACAUUUUGUUGGUGUAAGCGUUGAUCGCGACGGGAAGUCGUUAACGACUAUGUUGAAUGAGGUGUACCGGGACAUUACACUACUCAAAAACGACCCUGCCCAUUUAACGACGUUCCAAAACAGACUUUCUGCAAUAAGCGAUGAGUAUGAGCAGAAGCUCGUUGCCCGGAAAGCUUAUAGUGAUGCGGCAUUACAGAAACAAAUCCUGGAAAAAAUGGAGUCCUCAGAUCUCAAAACCAAGGGUGUUUACAACUCUUACAAUGUGCUGAGAAAAUACAAGGAAGCUCUACCGCAUUUGGUCACACGCAUGAAGACUUUAAACUCGCUUCAUCUCGAAAUCGGAGACACCGUUGGGACUGUAAAAACAAUUGACAAAUCCUUGAAGUGGGUAUCAGACCAGACAGCCAAAUGGCAACAAACCCUGGUACAUAUGGAUACUAAGCUCACGGCUAUGGAAGCUCAGGAAGCAAAAAACAUGCAAGAAAUUACAAACCGACUAGACCUUGCCGAAAAAAGGAUCAAUGAGCCAAAUCAAAGAGGUUGA